CACUUUUACAUAUUGCUUCAGCUAAUUUAAAUUCUAAAUUUACACAUAAAGAAAAGGAUAUGAUGCGUAAAAGCAUUGUUUUUGAUAAAAGGACGCCUGAUGUAUUCUAUUGCCCAAUGCGAAAACCUACCUCAAUGAAUAAGCUGAUAGUCAAAUCCCGACCUUUACAUAAGCUGUGUGAAUACGAUGGCAAUGAUUUGCCAUCAGAUUAUAAAUCUGAUUGCUAUGACGACAUCGACGAAUCAACUUAUGCAUGCAAGGAAAAGCACAGAAUAAUGAAACGUUUCGCCAAAGACGAACCCCUCAUAUUGCAAUAAACACAAUAAAACCUUAACACAAAAUACACCACACUUAUUCCGCACUGCAGGUUGUGUGUCUUACACGACAGGACAUCUACACACUAAUGUAUUCGCUAAAUAACAAAUAAUACCUGAUAUAUUAUAAAGUUAACUGAAAUAAACGUUUUUGAUCAACUAUUGAUUCAUGAGGUUCCAGCGGAAGUAUACAAAUUUCAUGAACUCCAUGUUGGAUAGUAUAUAGUAGGAAUCUAUAUAGCCAAAUUAAAUCAAAUUGGUUAUGGAUAACGAAUCAUAAA
This is a messenger RNA of Scaptodrosophila lebanonensis, 595 nucleotides long. RefSeq lists its product as uncharacterized. Lineage: Eukaryota; Metazoa; Arthropoda; Insecta; Diptera; Drosophilidae. The record is from RefSeq and is a predicted model, not a curated record. The coding region runs from base 60 to 317 and encodes 85 amino acids. The transcript has 3 exons.